UCCAGCUUAAUCUGCAUCCGGGAGGAUCCUUCCACAAGUUCCACAUGGUGGUACGUGUUUUUGUGUGAAAGCUUCAUAAGUUUUGCUAGAAACUUAGAAUUCUUUUGAAAUACGAAGUUAAAAUUAUUUAAAAAUGGCGAGGCUCUUUAUUUUGUUUGAACAUGCCGCCGGCUAUGCCCUAUUUCGGGUUAAGGAAUUUGAAGAGAUCGGAAUGUUGUUACCUCAAGUGGAACAGUCAGUAACAGAUCUAUCACGUUUCCGUAGUGUUGUUAGUCUUGUUGGAUUUGCGCCUUUCAGAACAGCUGUGGUCGCUCUUGAAAACAUUAACAGUAUUUCGGAAGGAAUUGUCACAGAGGAUUUGAAGCUCUUUUUAGAUUCUUGCUCCAGCGAGUUCACCAAGGAUACUAUUCUUGGUGUUGCAGACUCUAAACUCGGUGCUAACAUAACUGAAACUCUAAAUAUAAAAUGUGACCACCUCAAUGCUGUUCCCGAGAUUAUUAGAGGAAUAAGAUUUCAUUUUCAUAAUUUGGUGAAAGGCUUCACUUUUGACAGCUCAAGAGUUGCGCAAUUAGGUCUUGGACAUAGUUACUCAAGAGCUAAAGUUAAAUUCAAUGUAAAUCGAGUAGAUAACAUGAUCAUACAGAGCAUAACUUUGCUGGAUCAAUUGGACAAAGAUAUUAAUACUUUCAGCAUGCGUAUACGUGAAUGGUACAGCUAUCAUUUCCCAGAACUUGCAAAGAUUGUUCCAGAGAAUCAUAUGUAUGCAAAGGUAGCUCGAGUGAUACAAAACAGGAAGGAAUUGACGGAUGACAAGUUGGGUGCGAUAGAAGAAGUUGUUAUGGAUACUGAAAAAGCAAAAGCCAUCAUCAAGGCAGCCAAAUCAUCCAUGGGAAUGGAUAUAAAUGAAAUCGAUUUAAAAAAUGUUGAACAGUUUGUUAAACGUGUUGUCGCAUUAGUAAAUUAUAGAAAAAAAAUGUCUGAAUACUUAACAUCGAAAAUGGCAGGAGUGGCACCAAAUCUAGCUACUUUAAUCGGAGAUCAAGUCGGCGCCAGAUUAAUAGCACACGCCGGAUCACUUACUAAUUUAGCAAAGGCUCCAGCGUCUACGGUUCAGAUAUUGGGAGCAGAAAAGGCUUUAUUCAGAGCAUUAAAAAACCGUAACGUAAAUACUCCGAAAUACGGACUUUUGUUCCAUUCUACAUUUAUCGGCCGUGCUGGUACCAAAAAUAGAGGUCGAAUCGCAAGAUAUCUGGCGAAUAAAUGUUCCAUUGCUUCUAGAAUCGAUUGUUUCACGGAAACACCAAUGAAAAUAUUUGGUGAGAAAUUACGACAACAGGUGGAAGACAGAUUAGUGUAUUUUACGACUGGCAAAGAGCCAAAGAAAAAUUUAGACGUGAUGAGAGAAGCAUUGGAAGAAACUGCACAUAUGUUGGCUGCUAUGGAAAAAGAGAAGAAAGAAAAAAAGAAAAAUAAAAAAAGGAAAAGUGAAGUAAGUGAAGUACUCGAAAAUGGCCAAGAAAAUGGACAUAUUGAAAACGGCGAAGCAGAAGUGGAUAUGUCGUUACAAAAAAAGAAGAAGAAAUCCAAACACGUUGUUAACGAAUAGAAUUUAUCAUGUAUACAGUGUCAUGAAUCCAUAUGUGGCUGCAAGGAGGAAAUAGAAGCUUAACAAAAUUACUUAUGUGUUUAUUAUUUAGCAUUAAUUGUGUACUGUCCAUAGAUUCAUGCACUAUAAAUAUUUGCUGUCUCUUUAUCUUAUAGACUGUACGAAAAUGUAUUUUGUUAAUAAACAAUUUUUAAAGAUA
Nylanderia fulva is the source of this 1805-nucleotide messenger RNA. The record is from RefSeq and is a predicted model, not a curated record. NCBI's taxonomy places the organism in Eukaryota, Metazoa, Arthropoda, Insecta, Hymenoptera, Formicidae.